UGAUAGCUAAAAAUAUUGCAAUCCAUUUUUAUAUUUGAUACAUGGAGAAUAAUUUGUAAACAAUAGAAAAGAUUCGGGAUCCAGAGGAGUUCAUCGCCGUCUUUCUACCUACCAGUGUUUUCCUGGAAUUUCGUUCCGUCUUUUAUGAAGAAAUUGCCUGCCAUUUGAGUUAAGUUGAGUAAGAUCUCACAGUGAAGAGUGGAUGGCUUUUGCAGACCCUCAAAGUCAAAGAGCGUCUUCUUCUUCUUCUUCCUCUUCUAUUUCUACUCGUGGAUGGAAUUACGAUGUUUUCUUGAGCUUUAUGGGUGAAGAUACUCGCCAUAAUUUUACAGAUCAUCUCUACAGAGCUUUGGAUCAGAAAGGGAUUCGUACCUUUAGGGAUCAUGAAGAGCUACGAAGAGGAGAAGAGAUUGCAGCAGAACUUUUAAAAGCUAUUGAAGAGUCAAGGAUUUGUGUCGUAAUUCUGUCGAAAAACUAUGCCCGUUCUAGGUGGUGUUUGGAUGAACUGGUAAAGAUCAUGGGGUGGAAGAAGUGUAUGGGACAAUUAGUGCUUCCGAUUUUCUACCAGGUGGACCCCUCCAAUGUGCGAAAACAGAAGGGGAGUUAUGGAGAAGCAUUAGCCGAUCAUGAAAGAAAUGCAGACGAGGAAGGAAUGUCGAAGAUAAAGAGGUGGAGGGAAGCGUUGUGGAAUGUGGGGAAGAUUAGCGGAUGGUGUUUAAAGAAUGGACCCGAGGCACAUGUUAUUGAGGACAUUACUUCCACUGUUUGGAAGAGUUUAAACCGGGAACUCUUACAUGUUGAGAAGAACCUUGUUGGGAUGGAUCGUCGAAGGGCGUCUUCUUCUACUUCUACUUCUACUUCUACUUGUAUUGGUCCAUGGGAAUAUGAAGUUUUCUUGAGUUUUAGGGGUCAAGAUACCAGACAAAAUUUCACAGAUCAUCUCUAUGCAGCUUUGUAUCAGAAAGGGAUUCGAACCUUUAGAAUGGAUCAUACCAAGGGAGAAAUGAUUUUGCCAACUACUUUGAGAGCUAUUGAGAUGUCAAGGUGCUUUCUCGUAAUUCUCUCGAAAAACUAUGCCCAUUCCAAGUGGUGUUUGGACGAGUUGAAGGAGAUCAUGGAGUCGAGGCGACAAAUGGGAAAAAUAGUUUUUCCAGUUUUCUAUCAUGUGAAUCCUUCCGAUGUGCGAAAUCAGGGGGAGAGUUAUGGAGAAGCGUUGGCCAAUCAUGAAAGAAAAAUUCCUCUGGAGUAUACACAGAAGUUGAGAGCAGCUUUGAGGGAAGUGGGCAAUCUUUCUGGAUGGCAUAUACAGAAUGGGUUUGAGUCAGAUUUUAUCAAGGAUAUUACUCGCGUUAUUUUGAUGAAGUUUAGUCAAAAACUCUUACAAGUUGACAAGAACCUCAUUGGGAUGGAUUAUCGUUUGGAAGACAUGGAAGAAAUUUUUCCACAAAUAAUAGACCCAUUAUCAAAUAAUGUUCACAUGGUUGGGAUCUAUGGAUUUGGAGGAAUUGGUAAGACAACCAUGGCUAAAGUUUUAUACAACCGAAUUGGUGCCCAGUUCAUGAUUACUAGCUUUAUUGCUAAUGUUAGAGAGGAUUCUAAAAGUCGGGGUCUACUUUAUUUACAAAAACAACUUCUUCAUGAUAUCUUGCCAAAAAGGAAGAAUUUUAUAAGGAAUGUUGAUGAAGGGAUCCAUAUGAUAAAAGACAGACUAUGCUUUAAAAAGGUUCUUCUUGUUCUUGAUGAUGUUGAUGAUUUGAACCAAUUGGAAGCUUUAGCUGGUGAUCAUAAUUGGUUUGGUCCAGGAAGUAGAAUUAUUGUAACAACCAGAGAUAAGCAUUUGUUGGAGGUGCAUGAAAUAGAUGCAUUAUAUGAGGCUAAGAAAUUAGAUCACAAGGAAGCUGUUGAACUAUUUUGUUGGAAUGCAUUUAAACAGAACCAUCCAAAAGAAGACUAUGAAACACUUUCAAACUCGGUGGUACAUUAUGUUAAUGGUCUUCCAUUAGGUCUUAAGGUUUUGGGUUGUUUCCUAUAUGGCAAGACAGUAUGUCAAUGGGAAAGUGAAUUGCAAAAACUACAAAGGGAACCUAACCAAGAAAUCCAACGUGUGCUUAAGAGAAGUUAUGAUGUAUUAGAUUACACGCAACAACAAAUAUUCUUAGAUGUUGCUUGCUUCUUUAAUGGAGAGGAUAAAGAUUUUGUUACUAGAAUCCUAGAUGCUUGCAACUUCUAUGCAGAGAGUGGAAUAGGAGUCCUUGGUGAUAAAUGCUUCAUAACUAUCUUAGACAAUAAGAUAUGGAUGCAUGAUUUGUUACAACAAAUGGGACGAGACAUUGUUCGACAAGAAUGUCCUAAAGACCCUGGAAAAUGGAGUAGAUUGUGCUAUCCUGAGGUUGUAAAUCGUGUAUUGACAAGAAAAAUGGGAACAGAGGCAAUUGAAGGCAUACUUCUAAACUUGUCUAGAUUGAUGCGGAUACACAUUUCUACUGAAGCUUUUGCAAUGAUGAAGAAUCUUAGACUGCUCAAAAUCUAUUGGGAUCUAGAAUAUGCUUUUAUGAGGGAGGAUAAUAAAGUAAAGCUGUCCAAAGACUUUGAAUUCCCUUCUUAUGAGCUAAGAUAUCUCCAUUGGCAUGGAUAUCCUUUGGAAUCUUUACCAUUAGGAUUUUAUGCAGAGGACCUUGUUGAACUUGACAUGUGUUAUAGCAGCUUAAAACGACUUUGGGAAGGUGACUUGCUUGUUGAAAAGUUAAAUACUAUAAAAGUUAGUUUCUCUCAACACCUCAUUGAAAUUCCAGACAUGACAGUUACUGCACCCAAUCUGGAGAAACUUGAAGAAUUUGAAGAAAAAUAUGAAGAAUUUGAAGACAAAAUAUGGAGGAACACCUCAAUUCAUUCUGUGAUACCUCACUUUACAAUGAAUUAUAACACCAUGGGAUGCUUUAAUGGAACCCGUAAUUCUUCUAACAGCCUGUUCAACCAGAUUCCCUCGCAGAUACCUUGUGCCAUAGCACGAAAUUCUGCCUCAGCACUGCUACGGGCUACCACUGACUGUUUCUUGCUUCGCCAUAUUCUUGAUGGUUGUUCAAGUUUGCUUGAGGUUCACCCAUCUAUUGGAAAGCUGAACAAGCUUAUUUUAUUGAAUUUGAAAAAUUGCAAAAAGCUUAUUUGUUUUCCCAGCAUCAUCGACAUGAAAGCGCUUGAAAUUCUCAAUUUCUCUGGCUGCUCAGGGCUCAAGAAGUUUCCAAAUAUUCAAGGUAACAUGGAAAAUUUAUUGGAGCUUUAUUUAGCUUCAACUGCUAUUGAGGAACUUCCCUCCUCAAUUGGGCAUCUCACUGGACUUGUUUUAUUGGAUCUGAAAUGGUGCAAAAAUCUUAAGAGUCUUUCGACAAGUAUUUGUAAGUUGAAAUCCCUUGAAAAUCUCUCUCUUUCUGGAUGUUCAAAACUUGAAAGUUUUCCAGAAGUGAUGGAGAAUAUGGACAAUUUGAAAGAGCUUCUUUUAGAUGGGACACCUAUCGAAGUGCUACCCUCAUCAAUUGAACGUCUCAAAGGCCUCGUUUUAUUGAAUCUGAGGAAAUGCAAAAACCUUGUGAGUCUUUCAAACGGCAUGUGUAAUUUGACAUCUCUUGAAACACUCAUUGUCUCCGGUUGUUUACAAUUAAACAAUUUGCCGAGGAACCUCGGGAGCCUGCAACGUCUAGCACAGCUCCAUGCAGAUGGAACUGCUAUAACACAACCUCCUGACUCGAUUGUUCUUUUGAGAAACCUGCAAGUAUUGAUCUAUCCUGGAUGUAAAAUAUUAGCACCUACCUCAUUGGGUUCGCUCUUUUCAUUCUGGUUAUUGCAUGGAAACAGUUCAAAUGGGAUUGGUUUGCGCUUGCCUUCUAGUUUUUCUAGUUUCAGGUCCUUAUCAAAUUUAGACAUAAGUGACUGCAAACUAAUAGAAGGAGCAAUCCCCAACGGUAUUUGCUCCUUAAUCUCAUUGAAGAAAUUAGAUCUAAGCCGGAACAAUUUUCUAAGCAUACCUGCUGGCAUCAGUGAACUUACAAACCUAAAAGACCUUCGAUUGGGGCAGUGCCAGAGUCUCACAGGAAUUCCGGAGCUUCCACCAAGUGUCCGAGACAUAGAUGCACACAAUUGCACAGCUCUUUUGCCAGGCUCAUCAAGUGUAAACACAUUGCAAGGGCUACAGUUCCUAUUCUAUAAUUGCUCCAAACCAGUUGAGGACCAAUCCAGUGAUGAUAAGAGGACAGAAUUACAAAUAUUUCCACAUAUUUAUGUGUCUUCCACUGCUUCUGAUUCCUCUGUGACUACUUCACCUGUUAUGAUGCAGAAAUUGCUUGAAAAUAUUGCAUUUAGUAUUGUUUUUCCUGGCACUGGGAUUCCUGAGUGGAUCUGGCAUCAGAAUGUGGGAUCUUCUAUAAAAAUUCAGCUACCUACAGAUUGGCAUAGUGAUGACUUCUUGGGAUUUGCUCUCUGCUCUGUUCUUGAACAUCUUCCUGAGAGAAUUAUAUGCCAUUUGAAUUCUGAUGUUUUUAAUUAUGGGGACUUGAAAGACUUCGGCCAUGAUUUCCAUUGGACAGGCAACAUUGUUGGGUCAGAACAUGUCUGGCUGGGUUAUCAACCAUGUUCCCAGUUGAGGUUGUUUCAAUUCAAUGACCCCAAUGAGUGGAAUCACAUUGAGAUUUCUUUUGAAGCAGCCCACAGAUUCAACUCAAGUGCAUCCAAUGUGGUGAAGAAGUGUGGCGUAUGUCUUAUAUAUGCAGAAGAUCUUGAAGGAAUCCAUCCACAAAAUAGAAAACAGCUUAAGAGUAGGGGAUGUAAUGUAGUUGAGAGAAGCAGUGACAGAGCAGGACUCAAUCGAAGUGGAAUGGACUCUAGUUCUAGUGGCAGCAGUGAUGGACCCACCAAUGAUCCCACGCUCAAGCUCAAGCGCAAACGUCCUCAAGAAUGACUACCAUCAUCCAGGUCUUUUUUCCAAUAAAAUUCUCUUUUCUGUUGAUUUGGUCAUGCAUUCUCAAAAUCAGUGAUGAUAUUUUUCGUCAAUAAUUCUCAGCGAACUCCUCCAAUCAUGUCUAUAUAUUAUAUCUCCGUCUGACUUUUCGAGGCCAGAAUCAGAAUUUCCAUGGAGGGAGAUCAUUUUCUUGCUUUCUGCAGAGCAACUCCUUUGCAAAUGCAGCGAUUCCAGGAGCUUGGAAUCUAGUUGGUUUCUUUUAUGUGAUAAAUUGGGUAGAAACUUAUUAAAACUUUUAUACAAUGCAUAUAUCAUUAAACUAUUUGUCACCAUUUUUCUGAGUAUAUGAUUCGAACCCUGCUGGUAUUGAUUUUAAUGCCUUUGAUAAUUAUAA
This is a messenger RNA of Vitis vinifera (wine grape), 5342 nucleotides long. RefSeq names its product disease resistance protein RUN1. Bases 203 to 4948 code for a protein of 1581 amino acids. The transcript is spliced from 8 exons. The record is from RefSeq and is a predicted model, not a curated record. Lineage: Eukaryota; Viridiplantae; Streptophyta; Magnoliopsida; Vitales; Vitaceae. Gene Ontology annotation, molecular function: protein binding; ADP binding. Gene Ontology annotation, biological process: defense response; signal transduction.